Molecule: messenger RNA, 5346 nt
Organism: Falco peregrinus (peregrine falcon)
Lineage: Eukaryota; Metazoa; Chordata; Aves; Falconiformes; Falconidae
Gene: TUBGCP5
Product: tubulin gamma complex associated protein 5
Exons: 22
Coding region: 1709-4345 (878 amino acids)
Biological process (GO): meiotic cell cycle; spindle assembly; mitotic cell cycle
Cellular component (GO): centrosome; equatorial microtubule organizing center; spindle pole
Molecular function (GO): microtubule minus-end binding; gamma-tubulin binding
Source: RefSeq, a predicted model, not a curated record
AAUUCAUGAAAAAUUGAUAGUUCAUUCUGACCUUGGAAAAGCUGCAAGCUGGAAGAGACUAACAGAAAAAUUUCUGAACUUGCCACUCCCAAGUGUUGAAGAAACAAAGGUUUCUUCUAAUUUGUGGGGAAAACCUUGGAACCCUCAAUAGCUUACACAUAUCAUCAGUAGUUAUACUGUACUCUGCAGAUUUUUGAAAAAGUACCUUUAGUUGUGCUUGUUUUGAGUCAAAAUGAAAACCAACCAAACCAAACCAAAAGCCCAAGCAAGCACUUAAUACUCGAAUGUUGCAAGUAUGCUAAGAUUUGAAAGAGCCCUUUUUUUGUCCUCUUUUUUUUUUUUUUCUUUCUUUUCUUUUGAAAAUGGAACUGAGGGUAGAUAAUAUCUCCUAUUUGAGAAGUUAACCUGCAUUUAGUUUUUAGCAGUGGCACAUAACUGGGAAGACUGAGUAUUUAUCAGCUUUAUGACUGGUAAGUGAAACACCAGCCUGCACAUGUGAUUCUGUCAAUGACCUACUGGUGUUCUUUGAUGAAGUCUUACAGAGUCAGUAAUGUUCAGUGGGAACAUACUAUAUUCCAUAUAUACUAGAUGAGUGUGAUGCUGCUCUAUCAAAAUUUGAAUUUAUUUUUUUUAAAUACAAGCAGCUGUCUUUCCAAAAUAGCUUUGUAAGUGGGUAUAUGUAUGUGUCUAAGUGUAUAUAAUGUAGAUAGCAGAAUCUCCAUGUGUCUGGAUAUGAAAUGGUCUGCUGAAGAACUUUGGAAAGUUAGACUCAGGCUAAAGAAAAAUCUUUCCUUAAUAAGGAAUGGUUAUGCUGUAAGCAGUUAUUAGGGAGUAAACCAUAACACAAAUCUCUGCAACAUACCAGUGUUGGCACAGUAUUCUAACCAGACUGAAAGCCAACCGCAUUAGUGCAAUACUGGAUUUAAAGAUGGAUCCUUCAUGCUUUGUGUAGAUUUUCUGAGGGAAAAUAGUGUGAACACGAUACUAAAAUGUAGCAAUUUUAGCAAAGUGUUUUAGCAAACUGUGUUUUAGCCUCUGAAAUAAUCAGCUAUACAACUAAGGGAACCUAAGACUUAGUUUCCUGCAGGCCAAUUACCUGUGUCAUCCUGCCCCAUCCAUGUUAAUGUAGCUGUCCAUUAUUCCUUGUUCCCUGGUGACUUCUUAACUUUUAUAGUACUUCAGGGUUCCUCUUAAUUCUUUUCCUUAUUCUCUGAUUAUCAGCUCACUAAGAGGUGGCUUAUGCUGUGGCUACUUUUGGAGUAUUUGUAUAUUGAUUGGCAAUUAGUAGGCAAAAGAGAAUGGAUGACAUUCAAUAUCAUGUUGCAGAUGUUAUUUUUGUAAUUCAGGACUGCGGAAUGGGAACUAAUGGGGAGCAUUCCUUCAGAUAACAGGCUGAGUUUGUUCCUAACCAAAAUAUUGUAGACCACUUACUGACUUGCUUUUUCUUUUUUAAUGUGUUUUGAAGACAGAUACACACUAUUCCAUACUGUCUCUUCUGUUGUGUUUGUCUGAUUCUCCAUCCAACACCACCUAUGUGGAAAAACCAAGAGUCAAAGAAGUGGAUUCCUUUUUGAAUGAUCUCUGCACAUUCCCUCGGCGGUGUUUUGAAUGCACUUUCAGCCCAUUCCAGGAAUGUGAAUAUGAAGAGGUUAUCUCAAACAACACUAAUUACAAAAAGGAAGAAGAAUUUGAUUGGGGAAAGUAUCUGAUGGAAGGAGAAGAAAUCUACUUUGGCCCAGGUGUAGAUACACCAGAUUGGUCUGGAGAAAGUGAAGAGGAGGAAGACACUCAGCCUUUGAGCAGAGAGGACUCUGGUAUUCAAGUAGACAGGACGCCUUUAGAAGACCAAGAUCCAAAUAAGAAAACAGUACCUAACGUUUCCUGGAAAGUUGGUGAACCCGAUGCUCGCAGCUGGCUGGAGCAGCAUGUAGUUCCUCAGUACUGGACGGGAAGAGCUCCUCGCUUUUCACAUAGUUUGCACUUGCAUUCCAACCUGGCUGCAGUCUGGGACCACCACUUGUACACCAGUGAUCCUUUAUAUGUGCCAGAGGAGAGAACACUAGUCACUGAAACUCAGGUUAUACGGGAAACUCUCUGGCUACUUUCAGGAGUGAAAAAGCUUUUUAUAUUUCAGCUGAAUGACGGAAAAGUGGCUGUGCGGAAUGAUAUUAUUGUAACUCAUUUAACACAUAAUUGCCUGAGAUCUGUAUUGGAACAGAUAGCGGCAUAUGGUCAAGUUGUGUUUAGGCUACAGAAGUUUAUUGAUGAAGUGAUGGGACACAGCCCGGAAAGCAUAAUGCAUGGAACAGCUUCUACUCCAAAGAAAACUACUGAAGCCCCAUUCAGAACCUACCAAGCUUUUAUGUGGGCCUUGUAUAAAUAUUUCAUUAGCUUUAAAGAAGAACUUACUGAAAUUGAAAAAUGCAUAAUCAACAAAGAUAAAACAGUCACACUUUCAAUAGUAAUAGAUAAGUUGUCUCCCCGGCUGGCACAGCUGAAGGUGCUUCACAAAGUUUUCAGCACAGGAGUAGCGGAAGUGCCACCUGACACCAGAAAUGUUGUACGAGCAUCUCAUCUGCUUAAUACUCUCUACAAAGCUAUUCUUGAAUAUGACAGUGUUGGAGAAGCGUCUGAGCAAACGGUAUCUCUUCUGUUCUCUCUCUGGGUUGAAACUGUGAGGCCAUACUUACAGAUAGUGGAUGAGUGGAUAGUCCAUGGUAAUCUGUUUGAUCCUGCAAAGGAAUUUAUCAUUCAGAGAAACAAAAACGUUCCAGUUAAUCACAGAGAUUUUUGGUAUGCUACCUACACGUUAUAUAGUGUGUCAGAGAAGACUGAGAAUGAAGAGAAGAUGAGCGAUAAUGCCAGCGCUAGUUCUGGCAGUGAUCAGGCCCCUUCAAGCAGGCAACACACUAUGGUCUCUUUUCUGAAACCUGUGCUGAAGCAAAUCAUCAUGGCUGGAAAAUCCAUGCAGCUGUUGAAGAAUCUUCAGUGCAAAGAUGGCUCUCCACAGCAGGCUGCGUCAAGAGAUGCUGAACGAAAGAGUUUGUAUACGCUGUUCUUGGAAUCGGUGCAGUCUCGCCUGCGGCAUGGAGAAGAGUCUGUUCCAGAUAUUAUUACAGAACAGCAGGCCACAAAGCAGAGCCUGAUAAAGAUGCAGUCUAUAGCAGAAAGACACUUGGAACUGGACGAUGUCCAUGACCCACUGCUGGCUAUUAAUUUUGCCAGAUUGUAUUUGGAACAGAGUGACUUCCACGAGAAGUUUACUGGUGGAGAUGUUUGCGUGGAUAGAUCUUCAGAAUCCGUGACCUGCCAGACUUUUGAACUGACAUUGAGGUCUUGCCUUUAUCCCCAUAUAGACAAGGAAUACUUGGAAUGCUGUGGUAAUUUAAUGCAAACUUUAAAGAAGGAUUAUAGGCUUGUAGAAUAUUUGCAGGCAAUGAGAAACUUCUUCUUACUUGAAGCUGGAGAUACCAUGUAUGACUUCUAUACGUCUAUUUUUGACAAAAUUAGAGAAAAGGAGACUUGGCAGAAUGUUGCUUUCUUAAAUGUUCAACUUCAGGAAGCGGUUGGGCAACGCUAUCCAGAGGACAGUGCAAGGUUGUCUAUAUCAUUUGAAAGUGUUGAUACGGCAAAGAAGAAACUCCCUGUCCACACCUUAGAUGGUUUGACAUUGAGUUACAAGGUUCCUUGGCCUGUGGAUAUAGUUAUAAGCUUAGAGUGCCAAAAAAUUUACAAUCAAGUUUUUCUGCUCUUACUGCAAAUAAAGUGGGCCAAGUAUAGUCUAGAUGUUUUACGAUUUGAUGAACUAGUCUGUGCUGCAGAAAACCCAGAGGCAAAGGAAGGAACUGUAGUAGAACAAAGAAUGCUUCCUCUAUUUGGAGUGCAAACAGAAAGUAUAAAACAACAAAUACAUCGCAUGUUCCUCUUAAGAGUGAAACUUAUGCAUUUUGUUAACAGCCUGCACAACUACAUCAUGACUAGGAUUCUUCACAGUACAGGCUUGGAGUUUCAGCAUCAGGUAGAAGAAGCCAAAGAUUUAGAUCAGUUGAUAAAGAUUCAUUAUAGAUACCUGUCUACAAUCCAUGAUCGCUGCCUACUGAGAGAAAAGGUGAGCUUUGUGAAAGAAGCUAUAAUGAAAGUAUUAAAUUUAGUACUGAUGUUUGCAGACCGCUGGCAGGCUGGUUUGGGGGCUUGGAAGAUGGAAUCCAUAGAGAAGAUGGAAUCUGAUUUUAAAAACUGUCACAUGUUUCUUGUAACUGUUCUCAACAAAGCUGUCUGUCGAGGCUCUUUUCCACACUUGGAAUCUUUAGCUUUGUCACUGAUGGCUGGCAUGGAACAAAGUUAACACCUGAGUAUUGAAUUGAUAAAGAACUGAAAGCAGCAUUUAUGCUGAAAUCCUCUUGUUAAAAAACUGUAAGCAUUACACUCCAGUUUGAAAUGUGUUUAACUAAAUGAUGCUGAUGGUUUGGAGCUGUGUAAAAUAUUUUAAAAUGUAAAUAAUGUACAGGUAUUUAAGUGUAUUCGUUGUGGCAGUAUUUUUUUCUGUACGUAUAUGCUUCAACAUCAAAAUACAUGUAUAGUGUAAAAUUCAUCCUGUAUAAACAAUCUUACUUGAAAAUACGUAAAAUGUAUUUUGUGCGGUAAAAAUUAUUUAUUUUUUGUUUAAUUAUGAAUAAUUGCUGAUUUUCUUUUUCCAUUAAUUUUGCAGCUUUCAAUAGGCCACAGGGCAGUGUGGAGUGGUGUGACUCAAUUCUUAUUAUUCAGAAGGUCGAUUGAGUUAAUUUUUGGCUGUUGAAAAAAGGCUAAGAAGCGUUCAUCUUAUUUGCUUAGUGGUCCUUAAGAACUCUUUGGGAAUAGUUGACUGUUAUAAUAAGCAGAUGUAAAAAAUACAAGAUGAACUUAUCAAAAUGAAUUAUUGCAGGCUAUAAAAUACCAAUAUUUUUUAUGUUAAGUGACCAAAUGCUUACUAAUUUUAGUGGUAGCGCUUGUCAGUUUAAGUAAGGUCAAGAUCACAGUGUGUAAUGUAUUAAUUUUAAGUAUGGGGAUUGUUGAGAUGUUUCAGAGUUGGUCAUAUAUGACUUGACAGUUCUCCUCCUAAGCCUUUUGCAAACAAACCUGACAUCUAAUAGCUAAUCUCAUGUAAAGCAGCAGAUUGUAAUACAGAAGGGUGCAUUUCUAGAGAAGUAAACGUGGAAUGUGUGUUCUGCAGAAGAUGACUUGCCUGUCUCCUCUCUGUGAAAGUUUCUCUGUAAUUCUGGCAUCGCUACACUUGCAUUUUAAAAGUGAAAGUCAUAGGCAUUUAGUUAUUUAUUUGAAUAAAUAAAAGAUUUAAUAAUUGGAAUUUCA